This is a messenger RNA of Microplitis demolitor, 945 nucleotides long. RefSeq names its product dTTP/UTP pyrophosphatase. The record is from RefSeq and is a predicted model, not a curated record. Bases 313 to 927 code for a protein of 204 amino acids. Gene Ontology annotation, molecular function: nucleoside triphosphate diphosphatase activity. The transcript is spliced from 5 exons. NCBI's taxonomy places the organism in Eukaryota, Metazoa, Arthropoda, Insecta, Hymenoptera, Braconidae.
AACAAUUAAAUAGUCAACAAUUAUUUUAUCAUCAAUACAUCUCAUUACUAGAAUUAUAUCAUCUGACGCAAUACGCCGCCUUUUAAAAUUUAAAUCUCUUCUCUAUUAGAUUACAUUACUUAUACUUUUGUAUUGAAUUACUGAUUAAUUAAUGAUCAAUUAAUUAUUUAAAAUGGAGGGAGAAUUUUCAUGAAGUAAAUUUCAAGAAAAUAAUCGCUGACACAAAUGGAAAUAAAAAUGAGAAUAUAACUAAACAAACAAAAAAUAUAAUUUUGAAUUUUUUUAAAUUAAAUUAUUUGUAAUUUUAAAAAUAUGUUAGAACCAACUUUACAAGCAUUGUCAUCAAUCAGAGUUAUUUUAGCAAGUGGAUCUCCAAGACGACGGGAGAUAAUUAAAAAUUUGGGAAUAAAUGUUGAAUGUAUAACAUCAAAGUACGACGAGAACCUUGAUCGGAAUAAAUACAAAAAUCAUGAAGAUUACGUCAAAGAUCUCGCUUAUUACAAAGUACACGAUGUUUAUAAUGAUUUAAAAAAUGACGCUCCAGUAUUAAUUAUCGGUGCUGACACAAUUGUCACACUCGGAGACAGUAUUUUUGGUAAACCAAAAGAUUCAACUGAUGCUGUAAGAAUAUUAUCCAGUCUAGCAAACAAAGAGCACGUUGUUUAUACCGGCGUAUGUCUGAAGACACCCGACAAAGAGAUAAAAUUCCAUGAGAGUGCGAAAGUUAAAGUCGGAGACAUCACCAGGGAGCAGAUCGAAGCUUACGUCAAAAAUGGCGAGCCAAUGGACAAAGCGGGUGGUUAUGGGAUCCAAGGGGUCGGCGGUUGUUUGAUAGAAUCUAUCAACGGUGAUUUUUAUACAGUAAUGGGUAUGCCACUGUACACUUUAGUUAAACAUUUAAAUCAACUGUACUCGAUGACAAAAUAAAUUUACGUUUGUUGAUAA